GGAUUGUGGGAAGGCCUGCCAAUGCGCAUGUUGAAGUUUUGAUCUAUUUUUGCCGGGAGGUCUGUCUAUGUGUGUCUGUCUUGUGUUAAAGCCCAACUGUCUAAAUAUUCCGCGUAAUUUUAGCAUUCCGAGUAUGUAGAACGAAGGAGGACUUCUACAGGCGAUGCUACCGGCAGGAACAGUCCAAAUUUUCCGUUUCUCUCCGGCAUUUUUAAUCGCAGCUUACUUGACAACGGUCCGUUAAAAAGCUGAGGCAUAUCGGGUUCAGCGAAAGUCAGAAGAAUACCUGAGGUUCAAGUUUACCAAGAACUUGAAGAAUCUCGUCGUAGCCCGGUCACUGCCAUGGGGGAGCUACAAGCGACAGUAGAGUUUUCUGUGGCGUUUGGGAAAUUCUACAACGUCGAUCUGUUCCAAAGAGGGUUCUACCAUGUACGAGCCUACUUCAAGCCUCCCCUCAGACCCCCCAUGAAGACGGAGGCUCAUCUGGCUGACUCAUCAGGAUAUGAACAUGUGUAUUCAGCGCAGGUUAAGGAGGUUACGACGGGUAUCAGUAAAACCUUCCAGAUCCUGUACAAGAACGAGGAGGUCACGGUCAACGAUAUCUUCCUCUUCAAAGUACACGUACUGGUGGACUCAGAUAAGAUUGAGGACACAGUCGAUUCAGCUGCUUUCCAACUGGUUUUAGACCUGUGUUUCUCUGAAGAGAGUGCUGAUAAUGCAGACAGCCUGCAGGUGGUGAGCAGCAGGGUGCUGAAGCUCCACCUAUGUGCCAACAAGGGACUGCACCACCAUGCUGUGGUCAUGUUCGACUACUUCCACCUGUGUGCCAUGGAGGUCACUGUCCAUGGAUGUCUGGUUACUUUGCACCAGCCCAUCAUGAAUAUUCCAAAGACAGCCAAGUCCGGCUGGUUGAAGGGUCAGUCAGCAGGCAACAAACUCCCUCUGGUGUCCCUGGAGUCGAUACUGUUUGGAGCCGUCAACAUGAACAAAGCCAUCAUGCCGGGCCCUAAGGGUAUUGCUGAGGCGAUGGCCCAGGCAAGGGAGACACACAGACAGAUGUGUGCUGCCCUCCUGUCCUCGUACGCUGGUCUGCAGGAGGUCUACCAGGAACUGUUGGGGAAGACACCUGAUAAGUACCUGUUCAGAUUAGAGGUCACAGACACAGACUCCAGGCUGGAGACCUUAUGUGAAGCCAUGAAGAUUGUGAAGACCCAGGAUGAGGCUAUCCAGACGGUGACGUCCCACCUGACCCAGCUGUGUGCAGACCUGUGUGCCCUGUGGACACAGUUCCUGGACAUGGUCACCACCAGUACACCCAUAGCACAGUACCUGUCAGACAACAACCACCAGACACGGGUCCAGAGGUUCUGUGAAGCAUUCUUUACGGUAGACAACCCCAGGCAGAGUGCACUAGUGUACAGCGAGAACAGCCCCCAGGGCCAUGCCCACAUCGGUGCCAUGGUGAGGAACUCCUGCUACUUCGCCACCCUCCCGCCUGUCCCUGUGGAGUGUGCUGAGACAGACGGAGAUGCCACCACCCUGCCCAUCAUCUUCGAGGACAGAUAUGUGGCAAAUGUCAAGGAAGUUCCUUCCAUGGACCUGUCAGAUGUCAGCACAGCUGGGGAUGAAAACAAAAGCCAGAGGAGAUCUUCUCUCCCCUUCAGCAGGAAAGACAACAAAAGGUCAUCCAAAGACAAGAAAAGUGGUUCCUCUUCCUCUCUCAACAGAUCAGAGUCACAGGGUAGCAAAGACGGGGACAGCACAGGGGCGAAGGCUAAGCGGAGAGGUUCAAAGGGCAGGUUAAAGUUUGGGUCUAAGACCAGUCAGUUCAUCAAGAACAUGAAGCCAGAGUCCCUGAAAAGACCAUCCCAGAGUGCAGGGUUGGAUCCUGUGGUGCCGCUGGGGUACAGGCAGCUAGAGAAGUCCAUGAACAAGAACAAGGCUGAGCCUGAGACCGUUGGUUCAAGUUCUGACGAGGAGACAAAACUGAAACGUAGGUCUGAACCCAUCCCCAUGCAGCUGCUCACAAAUACUGGGUCUAAGAACAACACAUCCUCUCUACCAGACAUUGUCACGUUGGAGGUCUUGAGUGCAGACUCAGGGCCCCAGCCUGCCAAGUUUGCCUGGAGCGAGACCAACGUGGCAGAUACGACCAGAGAAACCUCCUUUACAGACGCCAGGCAGGGUAUGGUCAAGCAAUGCAGCUUAGACAGUUCAUUACCCAGUGGUAAACCCAGCUUUCUUCUGAAGCAAGGUAGUUUAGAUAGUUCUGUUUCUCUGAAGAGAGAAGUUGUACAUAACGUUGUGGUAGAGGAAGUUGUAGACAAGCAGGAGGACAUGCCGAUUUCCAGUCGAACAGAACCAGAUGGAGCUGGUUCCACGCCGUCAGGCUCGAACCAGUCGGUCUCUGACUCUGUUUCCUGUGAAACGGGCUCCAACAAGCCGAGUGUGGGUUCCCUCCAGUCAGGACUGAGCCAGGAAGGGUCGGACCAGGCAGAGGUUCCCACAGAUGUGGCAGGUGCAGAGGCGAAGGGUGCUGCUCCUGUUGAGAACAAAAAAGAGGAGGUUGUCAGGCCAAACAAGUCUCCAAGGAAGAGUCCCAAGUUUGGCCAGCUGCACGGCAGGCUUGGUGGACAGGCGGCGUAUGCCAGCUGGACUAACCUCGUCAGCGAUGAGGAUGGUUUGAUUGACAUGGAGAUUUGGGAUGAUGAUGAUGAUGAUGAGCACAGUGAGAUGAGCUCAGAAGGCGACAGCACAUGUCUGAAAUCAGCAGAACCUGCGUCAAAUCAAGGGCUGGUAGAGACAGAAUCAAGUGAUCAAUCAGGGAGCAAAAAUCAUGACAUGUUAGAAAAACAGUCCAUUUCAUUGGAGUCAAGUCCAAAGAGUAGUGGAAAUGGAGAUGUAGAUGUGAGAAUGAGAAAGACUAGUCUCGAGCAUAGAGAAGCCAUGAGACUGGACAGACCAAUCAAAUGUCAAAGUUGGCUUGAUAUAGUCGACCUUGGGGUGACAUUGGUCGAUAUGGGAUCAGUAGACGACAUACCAAAUUUGGGCGAUUCUCAGAAUGGCAGCGAGGCAGAGAAACCUGUAGGUCUUGACACGUCUUGGAGUGCGACAGAGACGGUGGACAGUGGCAUCUCAGAGAGUCUGGAGGGAAAGGACUCUCCAGGGGGAGAUGCCAACCAACUCUUUGAGAGACUGUUGCAGCCCACCCCGCAUGCAGUGGAGAAUGGGCACGACCCAGGCGAGGAAAGGAGACCUUCCCUCUCAGACGACAUUUUUCGUCAGUCCAUAGAGAGUGCUGUGCAUUCAUUCUUAGAGAGCGAUCUCAUUCAAGCCAUAAGUUUAGCAAUAGGAGAUGAGGAAGGGGAUGACUUGGGUGCUUUUGACCAGGACUCGUCCAACUCUAACGAACAGUAUGGAGCCUGUGCGGCGGAGGAAGGGACUUUUGAUGAGGUCCGUACUGAAUGCAAGACCAUCACCACCUUCGAUGGUCCUGGAGGUCAAGUACGCUCAGAAAAGGUCACGACCUUUGACACUGCUGGUGCCGGGCCGCCCCAGCCAAGCUGGUCCCAAGAACAGCUUCUAACAGAGUCCAGACUGAUGACAACAUUUGGCAGCGAGGUUCACCUGGAGACUGUUGGAGGCCCAACACCGUCACUUGAGCACAAUGACCAUACUGUCACAAGCAUACCAACUGAGUCCAAAAUAGAGACAACAUUUGGUGCAGAUGGGGACUCUCCAUCAGGGGAUGAACAGUCAAGUCAGGAAGCAGUAAAUCAGAACAUACAUGAGGAUGAAACAUCCAAGCCAUUAACAGAUGUUGAAACGCCUGUAUCAGAUAUGAAAACUCCAAUAUCGGAUGUCAGUGCAUCAGUAUCAGAUGUGAGCGCACCAGCAUCAAAUGUCAACCCACCAAUCACCAAACAGCCCACAAAAAGUGAGGUCUCAACAGUGGAAGCCACCCCCAUGUCAGGUGACCUGGUGUCAACCAAUGGGGAAGCAACCACUGCCAAAGAGAAGCUGGCAUCCUUGAUGGCACUGAGGAAAAUGAGCUUUAAAACUGCCAAAGCAGAGUUACUGAAGCAGCUGAGGUUCCCAGGCCAGGUGUACAGUAACCUGCCGUCUGUACAGCCGCUCGUGCCUUACUUCUACCCCGACAUGACCGACGAUGACGGGCUGCACCUCAUCGUGUGUGUCCAUGGGUUGGAUGGUAACAGUGCAGACCUGAGGCUUGUACGGACGUACCUGGAGCUGGGCCUACCUGGGACAAGAAUGGAGUUCCUCAUGUCCGAGAGAAACCAGGUGGACACGUUUGCAGACUUUGACGUGAUGACCGACCGACUGGUGUCAGAGAUCCAGUACUACGUGGAGGUGCUGGGGAUGACCCCUACCAAGGUCAGCUUCAUCGGCCACUCCCUGGGGAACAUCAUCAUCCGCUCUGUACUGACCCGGCCCGAGAUGGUGCCGUUCUUAGACAAGCUCCACACCCUCCUGUCUCUCUCUGGUCCUCACCUCGGCACGCUGUACAACAACAGUGCUCUUGUCAACACAGGGAUGUGGUUUAUGCAGAAGUGGAAAAAGUCAGGGUCCCUCCUCCAGCUGGCGUUCAAGGACCACCCUGACCCCAGGCACACUUUCCUGUACAGACUUUCGCAAAAACCAGGUCUAGCAUUGUUCAAGAAUGUGCUGCUGGUGGGCUCCGUCCAGGACCGCUAUGUGCCUUUCCACUCUGCCCGCAUCGAAAUGUGCAAAAGUGCUGUCAAGGACAAACAGUUUGGUGCUGUGUACACUGAGAUGAUCAACAACAUUCUCCAACCUGUUGUCAACAACCCAGACGUCAAUCUGGUCCGCUAUGAUGUCAUCCACUCACUCCCCAACACUGCCAACUCCCUGAUUGGCCGAGCAGCCCACAUCGCCGUCCUGGACUCCGAGAUCUUUAUCGAGAAAUUCAUGUUGGUGACGGGUCUACAGUACUUCAAGUGAGGACCGGAAACUCUACAUUAUAACCAUUGUGGUGCAACCAUGCUGCAAAGUAAUAAUUGUGACUGAAGUGUUAAUUAAAAAGUUACUGACAAAUGUAAUGUAUUGAUAUUAUGAAUGACUGAUGUGAAAAUUGUCCGUUCAAGAAUGUGAUUGUUUUGUCAGGAGAUGCUUCCAUCUGAAAGUUGGAGGAUAAAGUCAGUGAAAGGAGUUAGUGUUAAAACAUACAGUACUUGGAUUGUAUAGGAAUUGUGUGAAAGCCAUUGAACAUUGAGACAGUCUGGUCUUUCCUCAGUUUCAUGGGUAUUUAUAUAAUAGGCUGUGGAUCAAAAGUUCUGUUGAGGCUAAAUCAGGGGGCUGACAGUGUUUUGUGGUAAACAUAAUCCAAGUAAGUAGUUGUUGUGCCAGGAUCAUAGCCAUAGUGACUCUUGGUUGGUGAACUUUGCUGAUAGCCUUAUAUGUAGCCCUUACAAAAUUAUGCAGGGGCGUAUAUAUAAGGUGAGGCCUUUCUUGUGAUGGCAAUACGUAUAUAUAUAAGGCUACCAACAAAAUACACCAGACAAGAGUUGCCACGGCUAUACCAGGACCACGACAUCUCCAAUAAUACAAGUAGAACAGCAAUACUGGUAUUUAUGUUUGUCUGUCUACAUUAUUAUUUAAUUUCUAGAUUUUAACAUCAAUAUUAUGAUUGAACAGUGAUGAUUGAGGCCAGUGAAGGGAUUCUUUAUAUUAUGAUACCAUAGAAUCACUUCUAACUUAUAAACUAAUUAAUCAAGGUAGCAAAAAAUGUGUAAUAGAUAAAGAUAAGUAAUAAUAUCAGGAGACAUCUGUCAUUGUAUGUCACAAAUUUCCAACAAGUUUGUUGGUGCCAUUGACGUAUUCUGUGCCAUUGUAAGUAGUGCAACUAAAAGUGGAAGUUAGGUAGAUAAGAUGAAA
Molecule: messenger RNA, 5916 nt
Organism: Branchiostoma belcheri (Belcher's lancelet)
Lineage: Eukaryota; Metazoa; Chordata; Leptocardii; Amphioxiformes; Branchiostomatidae
Product: protein FAM135A-like
Source: RefSeq, a predicted model, not a curated record